GCCACGUAAUUCGAACAGACUGACCAAAUGCGAAUUGUACCAAUAAUUCUCCUCAGAUGGGAGUAAGUGACGUAAUUUGAACCUCAUUCAAGUCAGCGGCGGAGCCAAACACCGCGCAGUAUAUUAAUCCACUGAACAUCGGUUGCUGUCAUUUCUGCACCACUGAAUGCUGUACUUCCCUGAGUUGGUUUUACCUCCGCGUCUAGCUGGACACGUACCGCUUUGGACUAAAACAAUGAUGGAUUAAACCGCUUUAAGAUCGGGUUUUUAAAAAGUUGUAGCCUACCAUAUUUUGACUAAAUUAUUUGAACAGUAAAAACAUCACAUCUAGUUAUUUAACGCGUAAUGCAUUACACGUUAAAAUCCGUGGCGCGCUUUGUUGAUGUUGCUUGGUAAAAUUGUGUUCAUGUAAUUUUCAUAACUUCUGCAGAUUUGUGGUGUACUUCAAAAGCAAUGCUUUCAGUCGAACUGCUUUUUUUUUUGUUUUUCUGAAAAGUAGUGGUAUAUCGGGUCCCUCAUACUGAGUCUGUCACGAAUUUAUUUGGGGGCGCGUCGCCAAUGUGGUCUUAACCAGGGCUAGAUUUUGUAUCAUAAGUAGACACCUGUUAGUCCGUGCCAGCUGCCGGAAUGAUCACUCUCUUAAUGGGAAUUCUAUACGUUUAUGCGCUCGGUAAAGGGCAAGUGGCUCGUGCGAACGUUACAAAAGGCAACCGCUUUGUCUGCACCGCCGUGCCCGCGGGGACUGAUCUCAGCUGCCCCGUGUCCGCAACCAACCGAGUGCAGAGCGCAAGUGCUCAGGAGGAGGAAUUGAGGAAUACCAUAGUCCAACUCCGGGAAACCAUUUUGCAGCAGAAGGAGACUAUCGUCAGCCAGCAGGGAACCAUAAAAGAGCUCAAUGCCAAACUUUCUCGAUGCGAGGCUCAGGCGCAAGAUUCCCCGCCGCGAGAGGGCAAAGGAAGGGGCCACGGGUCGAGGCGCAAGGACUUUAGUAAGAAUACCAUGGGGGAUCUUCCGCGUGAUUCGACAGAGACCAUAGAGCAACUUGGGAAGACCAUGCAAAGCCUGAAGGAUCGCCUUCAGAACUUAGAGCAACAGCAGCAACUGCGCAUCAACGCCUCAGGUGCGACCUUUCCAAAUGAGCUGCGCGACCUUCUCAGGCGCCGGCUGAGCGAUUUAGAGAACCAGCUGCUGACUAAAGUGGCCGAGUUGGAGGAGGAGAAGGCGCAGCUGUACAACGAGACGGCUGCCCACCGGCAGCAAACGGAGGUCACACUCAAUUCCUUGUUGGAACGCAUUGCAGAGCUGGAGAGAAGUAACAGUGCUUUCAAGUCUCCGGAGGACUUCAAAGUGUCUCUCCCCCUGCGCACCAACUACCUGUACGGGCGGAUCAAGAAGAGCCUGCCAGAGAUGUAUGCCUUCACCGUCUGCAUGUGGCUCAAGUCCAGCGCCCGGCCAGGCAUUGGCACCCCCUUCUCCUACGGUGUCCCGGGCCAGGCCAACGAGAUUGUCCUCAUCGAGUGGGGCAACAAUCCCAUCGAGCUGCUCGUCAAUGACAAGGUGGCUCAGCUUCCCCUCUCCAUCAGUGAUGGGAGGUGGCACCACAUUUGCAUCACCUGGACAACCAGAGAUGGCUUCUGGGAGGCCUACCAGGACGGCGAGCGUCUGGGUGCCGGAGAUAACCUGGCCCCCUGGCACCCAAUUAAGCCAGGCGGAGUGAUUAUCCUGGGACAAGAGCAGGACAUUGUGGGAGGAAGGUUUGAUGCAACUCAGGCAUUUGUGGGAGAGUUGAGCCACUUCAACAUGUGGGAUCGCGUCCUGCGUCCAGUGGACAUCUCCGGCAUGGCGAACUGCUCUUCCUACAUGCCUGGCAACGUGGUGCCCUGGGUGGAUGCCAACGUGGAGGUGUUUGGUGGUGCCACCAAGGCCGCCCUAGAGAUAUGCGAGGAUCGCCUGUUUGAUGCUUAAGUGGGCAAGUCUGUGCUUUUUUUUUGUUUAGUUAGUUCGGAGGUCUUUUGUGGUGAGGUCACCUUCUCUGUGCUGCUUUUCACACUUUUGUGAGAAAGGGUGACUCGUGCUCAAGAGUAUUCACUGUGUUCUUUCUGAAAACAAAAACAAAACAACUUUCUCUGGUCUUUUUUCGUUACUUGUCAUCCAGUGUGUCUGUGGUAGCAGAUGUGAUGGCUGGCAAUCUAAAGCUGCUCAUUUGAAGUAAACACUCUCUAUUGUCUCCAAUUGGUUAGAUAUGCUUCUGUGGCUCAUGGUGAGAAAAAAACAUGUAAAAAGCUGUUUACGAUCAUGCAAAUUUAUUUUUGUAUGUGCUUACAUUAAAAAUAUAUAUAAACUUCUCUGGAGGAUUGUAGCAUAUUGUGGACAAUCCAGACUGAAUUGCAUGGGAUUAGAAACGUUAGAUUUGUGUCAUGUGGUGUAUGUGAAGUAUGGCAUUGCGAUCAUGCGCUAGUGUGUGCUGGGCUGUGCCUGAGGGUCAUAAGUAUGUGUCUGCCAAGGAUCUCUACCCAAACCAUGUGUAAUCACUAUGAAGACCAUUAUCUCUGUGUCAUAGUGUCCCACCCCAUCAUAUGUGUGGGGGCAUGUCUGUGCACGUAGAGGUGUGUGAGCUGUCUUGCGUGUAAGAGGCUUCAGAGAUUAGAGGAGGGAACAUCCACAUUCUUGUAAAUCUACGCUAAUACAGCAUCCUCUUGAGCAGCUGCCAUCCUGAGCUGAUUUUGUGGGCACUGCCCUAUGAGGUUAAAGGCAAAGCCGCAGAAAGCUGCCAGGGACUGGCGGGAAUUCAGCCUGGGCUGAACGUCAGCAAGCCCACGGAGCACGCAUGUGUGUGCGUGCGUGCGUGCGUGCGUGUGUGGGAGGGAGUGGACCUGCUGAAGGGACCCUUCAUUUAUGAGUGCUUAACCUUAACUUAUCUCUAAAAUAAGUUGCAUUAUGAUUACAUGUGAUGAGACAAAUGAUGGCUGUAAGUUUUGUACUGGGCAAAACAAUCCAGUCAAGAACAACGGCAAUUAAACACGCUAUGUGCACUGGCAUGCUUCGAGACCAGAGAGAGAGAGAGCUGAUGACUGUGUUAUAUAAAUUCCACGUUUUUGGGACGUGACUCAUAAUUCAUCCUGGGUUAUUCCCCCAACCUGCUGAGCCCGAGCCGGAGCAAUCCUGCGCUGGGAAAAUACGAGAAGGGCUGGAGGGAGGAGGAGGGGCGGGGGGGGGGGAUCUAAGAGCAUGAAUUUCUAGAAUGAAAUGGUGACUAUAUUGAGGGCAUUCGUUUAUGUCAGAGGGAGACACUUAUUCUGCUUAUGACUGUUUGAUUGUUUGUUUCAUGAACCAUUCUGAGAUCAAUGAUUUUUAGGUAUUGCUGUGCAGUGUGUACAUAUGUGAUAACAUUUGUAUUUAUCUUUUGCUUCAAUAUUCUUUUUUUUUCUUUUUUUUUUUGAUGCCCUACUGACAACACCGCAAUGCCUGUCAAUCUUACAGUAUACUGAGUUGUGAAUUGACCAAGGAAUUAUGGGGAAAAAAGGGAACUCUUGAUACGUACUGUAUGUCGUAAUUCUUUAAUGUAAGAUAAGGACUAUAUAUUUUUUUAUGAUUUAACAAUGUACCGUAAAUACAUGAUUUCUAAAUGUGCAAGGUAUCAGUCCAUGAGAUUUGCAGACUCACUAGUGCAGUUGUCAGAUACCUCUCAUUUAGAUGCAUUCAUGCACUUUGGCCCCACCUGGAGUGUUGCAGAGAUGUACACUAUAAAUUAUUGACCGAUCACUUCAGACAUCUGAAUGUUGUUGUUGCUUUGUCUAUAAAUAUUUCAUAAAUAAAAUGUUGUUUUUUUU
Clupea harengus (Atlantic herring) is the source of this 3830-nucleotide messenger RNA. It is a transcript of the gene nptx2a, whose product is annotated as neuronal pentraxin 2a. The record is from RefSeq and is a predicted model, not a curated record. NCBI's taxonomy places the organism in Eukaryota, Metazoa, Chordata, Actinopteri, Clupeiformes, Clupeidae.